CGACCAGCAUGACAUUUGAACCUAAUGGAUCAUAUAAAGACAAACCCGUUAUACAGCGAAGAAUGAUACAAAUUACUACAUAUUACAUGUAGUAAUAUAUUUCGUUUAUUAAUAUAGUUUUAUGUACUUGGAUUAAAUUCAUGAAAAUGAGUUGCUGCACAAAAUGUGGUGUGCCAAAACCCCGCGUGUUGACGCUUGUUUUGCUUAGUGUGGCUAUCAUUGUACAAGCGGUGUCAUUAGCCCUUCCGGAAUGGAGCGCAAUCGACACCAUGUAUUAUCAAUACCCCGUUAAGGCCUAUCAAAAUCUCUGGAGGGAAAAUUUCAUUGAAGAUGGGGGAGGGAACGCAUUUCCAAAAGAAGAAUCAAAGAUACAAAAUGACUGGAAAAAAACCGUACAGAAAGUGGAAAUCACGUGCCUCGUGGCGGGGUUGGUCGGUAUGUUUCUACUGCUGCUGUCGUCUGUCACAAACAAACUGGUCACCCUGAGUGGGGUGUGUCGCCUGCUGGGAAUAUGCUUCAGUGCACUGGCAGGCAUUGAAGUUCUAGUAGGAUCCCUCCUAUACAAAUAUCAGCACAAAGAAAUAUUUUCCAUCUUGGCAAAAGACCCCAAGAACGAAUAUCCCACAGAGAAACUAGAGCUGUCCUACGGCUUUUACACGUCCGUUGCAUCGGGUGCAUUGUAUGGCUUCGUGGUAGUCUUUGAACUCGUUGUUUUGAUAAAAAAUCAUGUAAAGUACGAAAAGAAGCAAAUGCAGUUAGAUCAUUAAAUUGAGAUAUGGUGACUAUAA
Molecule: messenger RNA, 788 nt
Organism: Magallana angulata
Lineage: Eukaryota; Metazoa; Mollusca; Bivalvia; Ostreida; Ostreidae
Exons: 3
Coding region: 141-767 (208 amino acids)
Cellular component (GO): membrane
Source: RefSeq, a predicted model, not a curated record